This is a messenger RNA of Fragaria vesca subsp. vesca, 1218 nucleotides long. RefSeq lists its product as uncharacterized. NCBI's taxonomy places the organism in Eukaryota, Viridiplantae, Streptophyta, Magnoliopsida, Rosales, Rosaceae. The coding region runs from base 1 to 1050 and encodes 349 amino acids. The transcript has 6 exons. Gene Ontology annotation, molecular function: zinc ion binding; nucleic acid binding. The record is from RefSeq and is a predicted model, not a curated record.
AUGAGUGACCGGUUGACCGGAAAGGUGAAGUGGUUCAAUGACCAGAAGGGGUUCGACUUCAUCACCCCGGAGAACGGCGGCGAAGAUCUCUCCUUCCACCAGUCCUCGAUCCGAACCGCAGGCUUCCGCACUCUCGGCUACGGUGAGUCGGUCGAGUUCCAGAUCAGGACCGACAACCACGGCCGCUCCAAGGCCGUUGAUGUCAUCGGUCCGGAGGAUGGUCCCGUCCAGGGAAGGGGAUCCGGAGGUGGCUACGGAGGCGGUGGAGGCGGUGGGAGGUACUCUGGUGGCGGUGGAGGCGGCGGUGCUUCUGGCGGCUGCUAUCAGUGUGGUGAAUCUGGUCAUUUUGCAAGGGAGUGUCCUAAAAGAGUUAAAUCUGUCUCUGUGGAUCCAUCAAGCAACACAAAAAAAACUGGUUACUUCAGGGUGGAGGAUUGUAAAAUAGUGGGUUCUGUAACCACUAUCCAAAUCCAUGCUGGGCACAAUGAUCUCUGGCGCUCACUCGAGGCUGUAAUAAGAGAGAAAGUUCUUGAAAAUUAUAAGGCAGUUCCUGGAUAUGAAGAAAGUGCUGAGCUUGAGUAUUUUCUAGAUAGCAUUGAGUAUUGCGAGACUGAGGACAACUUUGCUGAGUUGUACUUCCAACCGGCUGUGGGUUCCAAGGCGGACACAGCCUUCCUUCUGUUGGAUUUGGCUAUUAUAGCGCCUUUAUAUGGUGCUUUGGAGACUGUUCUUAGAAAAACUUAUCUGGAUGUUGAACGAAAAUUUGAAAAGUGGGAAUACUAUAAAGAUUUUAAAGACCAUGUAACUCCAGGCCAGUUUCCAGACAACUAUCGUGGUCUACUAAACUGUUGUAAAACAGUUUGUCACCAUUUCAAUGAAUAUGUUGAGACAGUUGAGACAGCUAAGUCUUUGGAAGAAACCCUAGACGAAUUCUUAAAACUGUUUCCGACUUUACCAGUGGAUUAUUUUCAACAGUUGCAAUCGAUCGGCUUUAAAUUCAAGCCCCAUCUACUGGAAAGUGGUAUCCUCCUUGGAGAUUGUGAUUCGUGAUAUCAUUUAUUCAUUUAGAGCACUUGAAGAAAGCAAUGACCAAGUAAAGAAAGGGUUGCAGGAAUCGAAUAUGCAGCUCCUUAUGUUUGGUUGUAUAUGCGGUCAUAAGUGGGUGCAGAAGGUUCAAAGGUUGUUCUGCGACUUGAAGCCUUGAGGAGGAAUGAAGUA